GGGAGGGGAGCAGCGGACACGCGCAGCGCAGCGGAUACGGUGCAGCGGAUACAGCAGAAGAUCAUUUACAAAAGAAACAUAACGGACCAGUUUGGACUGUUUUUGGGCCAGUUUGAUUUGUUGAUCAAGAAAGAGACAGAGAUCAUGGGAAACCGGGCGGCUCGAGAGGACUAUGAGUGGGUGUACACGGAGCAGCCGCACGCAGACCGGAGGAAGGAGAUCCUGGCUAAAUAUCCAGAGAUCAAGUCGCUGAUGGGUCCUGACCAGCGGCUGAAAUGGAUUGUUUGCAUGAUGGUGGUGAUACAGUUUUUAGCUUUCUACCUGGUCAAAGACUUGGACUGGAAAUGGGUUUUGUUUUGGACGUAUGCAUUUGGCAGCUGUAUCAACCACUCAAUGACGCUCGCUAUUCACGAGAUCUCGCACAACACGGCCUUUGGGAACAACAAGGCCAUGUGGAACCGCUACUUUGCCAUGUUUGCCAACCUGCCCAUCGGCCUGCCCUACUCCGCCUCCUUCAAGCGCUACCACCUGGACCACCACCGCUACCUGGGUGGAGACGGCAUCGACGUGGACAUCCCCACCCAGUUUGAAGGCUGGUUCUUCUGCACGCGCUUCCGCAAGUUUGUGUGGAUUAUCCUGCAGCCGCUGUUCUACGCCGUCAGGCCGCUGUGCAUCAACCCCAAGCCCAUCAGCCAGCUGGAGCUGACCAACGGGGCCUUCCAGCUGGCCUUCGACGUGCUGCUGUACUGGCUGUGGGGGGCCAAGCCCGUGGUGUACAUGCUGGCCGGCUCCCUGCUGGGGAUGGGCCUGCACCCCAUCUCCGGUCACUUCAUAGCCGAGCACUACAUGUUCCUGAAGGGCCACGAGACCUACUCCUACUACGGCUCCCUCAACCUGCUCACCUUCAACGUGGGCUACCACAACGAGCACCACGACUUCCCCAGCAUCCCGGGACGGAGGCUGCCCAUGGUGAAGAAAAUCGCAUCAGAGUAUUACGACGACUUGCCGCAGUACACGUCCUGGGUGAAGGUGCUAUACGACUUCAUCAUGGAUGACAAGCUCAGCCCGUACUCCCGCAUCAAGAGGAGGCUGAAGGGCGACGUCAAAGAAGAGUAGCCUCGCUGAAACCAGCAGCCCUGCAGCCUGCAGCAGCAGCAGCCCUGCAGCCCUGCAGCAGCAGCAGCAGCCCUGCAGCCCUGCAGCAGCAGCCCUGCAGCCCUGCAGCAGCAGCAGCAGCCCAGCAGCCCUGCAGCAGCACAGCUGCUCCAAUUUCUAGUACUUUCUGCUUUCUGCACAUUAACAUGCUCAGCUUGUGAACUCGGGUUGGAGGUUUUUGCACAAAUAUCCAGGUCAGACAGACGCAGGCAGGUGCUGUUGGAUUAAGAAUAACCAAACAGGAGUUUUUGUUACCGAGAUUAUUGAUCAGACUGAUUUAAAAAAAAAAAAAAAAAAAAGUAUCGCUUUGACCAAACACAUUCUAAUAGUUUUAAUUAAUUUGAUUUUUAAAAGUCUGAUUAGAGCUUAAGCACAGUGUGGUGUCAAGAAACUGCCAUUGAAACGUGAUGAAAAGUUACUGAUUUGAUGGGACUUGGAUAUAUGUGUGUGGACGCUGCUGCAGCCUCAGAAGACCAGCAUGUAUGAAAUCAGUUGGAUGCAACAUUUCAACGCCCCAAAACCGAAAGGAUGUGGGACAUUUCCAUUUUAAAUGCAAUGUCUUUUUAUUUUUCCCCCCAGUGCCUUCCUCUCCCCAUCAUCAUACUGGAUUGUAGAUGCAAUGCAGAUGUCAGAUUUGUUAAACCGCAAGAGUGCCUGGUGAAUUUAACUGAUUUAUGUUGGGGAGAAAAGCGACCAAAAAAAACGGAGCGUCAUGAUGUGAUGACCCCAAAUACCCAGAUGUGUGUGAAUCCACUCGCUUAAUUCCACAAAAAUGUGGAAUUGUGACUUCACAGAUCCAGAUCAGAGGGCAAAUGUUUUAUCUUAACUUUAUGUCUACCUGAUUUCACAUUUUAGCGCAUUUUCUGUACCUUGGUAAUAUGAAAGAUUUAACACUGAAUAAAAAAAUUUUUUAAAAAUGAA
Cololabis saira (Pacific saury) is the source of this 2076-nucleotide messenger RNA. RefSeq names its product delta(4)-desaturase, sphingolipid 1 (gene degs1). NCBI's taxonomy places the organism in Eukaryota, Metazoa, Chordata, Actinopteri, Beloniformes, Belonidae. The record is from RefSeq and is a predicted model, not a curated record. Gene Ontology annotation, biological process: ceramide biosynthetic process. Gene Ontology annotation, molecular function: sphingolipid delta-4 desaturase activity. The coding region runs from base 145 to 1116 and encodes 323 amino acids. The transcript is spliced from 3 exons. Gene Ontology annotation, cellular component: membrane.